CACAUGAUGCCACAGGGGACUGAUGAUGACUUCUGGGGUCCUCCAGGGCCUGUGACUACUGAGGUGAUUGACAGAGAGAGGAACUUGUAUCGAGUCCAGUUCCCUAUGCCUGGUUCCUACCACUGUCCCAGCACAGGACUCCACUUUGUGGUGACAAGGGCAGUGACCAUCGAGAUUGGAUUCUGUGCCUGGAGCCAACACCUGGACAAGACUCCCUUGCAAUACAUGUACGUGGUGGCUGGGCCUCUGUUUGACAUCAAGGCUGAGCGGGUAGCUGUGGCUGCUGUGUACCUCCCUCACUUUGUGGAUCUCCAAGAGGGACAGGUGGACAUCUCCUCAUUCCGUGUGGCCCACUUUCAAGAACAGGGGAUGGUCCUAGAAACUCCAGCCAGAGUGGAACAGCAUUACGCAGUGCUGGAAAACCCAAGCUUCUCCCUAGUAGGAGUUGUAAUGAGAAUGAUUCCUGGUUUUGUGCGCUUCGUCCCCAUCACUUCCAUCACACUGAUCUACUAUCACUUCAGUCCCAGGGAUGUGACAUUUCACCUCUACCUGGUCCCCAAUGACUGCACCAUUCGGAAGGCCAUUGAUGAUGAAGAAAUAAAAUUCCGAUUUGUUCGAAUAAAUAAGCCACCCCCAGUAGACUCCCUUUAUAUUGGUUCCCGCUACAUCGUAUCUGGUUCCAGGAAGCUGACAAUCAUCCCAAAGGAGUUAGAGCUGUGCUACCGGAGCCCCGGGGAAUCCCAGCUCUUCUCUGAGAUCUAUGUUGGCCACAUGGGUUCAGGGAUUAAUCUACAAAUCAGAGACAAGAAGAGCAAGAAACUGGUAUGGGAAACCUUGCUGAAACCAGGGGAUCUCAGACUUGCACAGCUCAUGAUGCCUGCAGUUCACAAAGAUAUUCCUGCCUCACUACACUUCGUGGACCAGCAUAGGGAGCAGCUGGUGGCCCGAGUGACAUCAGUGGACCCUCUCUUGGACAAGCUGCAUGGUCUGGUGCUGAGGGAAGAGGAGUAUGAGGCAGUGCGGGCUGAAGCCACCACCCAAGACAAGAUGCGGAAGCUGUUCAGCCUCGGCCGCUCCUGGAACAGGGCCUGCAAAGACCAAGUCUACCGAGCUCUGAAGGAGACCCAUCCUCACCUGAUCAUGGACCUCUUUGAGAAGUCAGGCGGGAUCUCUGAGGGGUGAGCACUCUCCUCUGAGUCCUGGCUCUGCCUGACCUUCCUUUGGCCCUCGGUUUCUCUGUUUAUAAACCAGUGGCCACCUGAGUUGCCUUUCUGACGCCACUGUUUCCAGGACAGCUCUUUGUGGACCCAGAAAAGCUUAGGGAAUUAUAGGGGGUAUGGAUUCAGUCCCCCCUGGGACUGUCGGAGAGAGUGGCAUUUCAGGCUGUCCGGCCAUGUGGCCACUUACUCACCUCUCCGAAUUCCCUCAGCACAGGAUCUGGGUCUCUUGAAGGGAUCUAAGGAUCUUGCAGACAAAAAGCCAGAUCUUUUGGUGCUCUUGCAUCAAGAAUCAGAGCACUAGCCGGGCGGUGGUGGCGCACGCCUUUAAUCCCAGCACUUGGGAGGCAGAGGCAGGCGGAUCUCUGUGAGUUUGAGGCCAGCCUGGUCUACAAGAGCUAGUUCCAGGACGGGCACCAAAGCUACAGAGAAACCCUGUCUCGAAAAACCAAAAAAAAAAA
Chionomys nivalis (European snow vole) is the source of this 1678-nucleotide messenger RNA. Its product is annotated as NACHT, LRR and PYD domains-containing protein 1a allele 5-like. The coding region runs from base 4 to 1182 and encodes 392 amino acids. Lineage: Eukaryota; Metazoa; Chordata; Mammalia; Rodentia; Cricetidae. The transcript is spliced from 7 exons. The record is from RefSeq and is a predicted model, not a curated record. Gene Ontology annotation, cellular component: canonical inflammasome complex. Gene Ontology annotation, biological process: regulation of apoptotic process; innate immune response; inflammatory response.